Messenger RNA from Drosophila hydei, 2112 nucleotides. It is a transcript of the gene NTPase, whose product is annotated as ectonucleoside triphosphate diphosphohydrolase 5. Gene Ontology annotation, molecular function: UDP phosphatase activity; GDP phosphatase activity. The coding region runs from base 200 to 1729 and encodes 509 amino acids. The transcript has 3 exons. Gene Ontology annotation, cellular component: membrane. Gene Ontology annotation, biological process: nucleoside diphosphate catabolic process. NCBI's taxonomy places the organism in Eukaryota, Metazoa, Arthropoda, Insecta, Diptera, Drosophilidae. The record is from RefSeq and is a predicted model, not a curated record.
UUAGUUUAAUUUAGUACGCCAUUUCAUGCGCGACGUGGUGGUUGAUGGUAUAAAUCGUUUGUAGUCUUAAGCAUAAAAACAAAACACCCAUUAUCGUUCCAAUGAGCGGUCACUGAUUGCCAAAACUACAUAAACGAAUGUGUUAGUGAAUAAAGUUGAUAGAGUUUACACAAAUUUAGUACAAAUAUAUAAAAACACAAUGGCAAACAACGAUGUGCGAAAGAGAAAGCUGGCCAGCGAUGAUAAAUUGUCGCAGCCAAACCGGCGCAAAGGCAGCUCCGGCAACGGAAGCGGAAAUGGACGUGGCGGUGUGACCAGCGGUCUUAAAGUUUCAUUUCUAUGUUUGGUUGUCUCUGUUAUCCUGCUGCUGUUUAUCUUUGGUGUGUAUCAAUUGUAUUAUGCUAAAGCAACCAGUCCAAAUGUAUCGCAACUAACAAAAUCCUCUGUUUUCCCCACCGUCUCCAUUCACUAUCGUUCACAAAAACAACAAUCGCAAUCUGGUUCAGGCAUUGCCUCGGACAAUGCGAGUCCAUAUCUGGCACGCCUCGCCUCAAAGCUGGGCUACAGCAAGGUCCAAUACGCAGCCAUCAUAGAUGCCGGCUCGACAGGCAGUCGCAUUUUGGCAUACAAAUUCAUUCGCAGCUUCAUUGACAACAAACUGGUGCUGUAUGAGGAACUGUUCAAGGAGCGCAAGCCGGGACUCAGCUCAUUUGCUGAUAAUCCCGCCGAGGGUGCACACUCAAUCAAGCUGCUUUUGGACGAAGCGCGUGCCUUUAUACCCAAGGAGCAUUGGUCGUCCACGCCGUUGGUUCUAAAGGCCACAGCUGGUUUGCGUUUGCUGCCCCAGAGCAAGGCUGAAAAUCUGCUGAAUUCCGUUCGUGAUUUGUUUGCCAAGUCAGAGUUCAGUGUGGACAUUGAUGCUGUAGAGAUAAUGGAUGGCACGGAUGAGGGCAUCUUCAGUUGGUUUACCGUCAAUUUUCUGCUCGGCCGUCUAUCCAAGACGAAUCAGGCAGCUGCCCUAGACUUGGGCGGUGGCAGCACGCAGGUCACCUUCUCGCCCACAGAUCCCGAACAGGUGCCCGUGUAUGAUAAGUACAUGCACGAAGUGAUUACCUCCAACAAGAAGAUCAAUGUGUUUACGCACAGCUAUCUCGGCCUGGGUCUUAUGGCAGCUCGUCAUGCCGUUUUCACCAAGGGCUAUAGCGCCGAGGACACAUUUGUGGAGAGCGUCUGCGUUAAUCCCAUUAUAGCCAAUCGCACAUGGACAUAUGGCAAUGUCAAAUAUCAAGUCAGCGGCAAGGAGAACAGCAAACUCACCGCUGAACAGCCAGUGGUUGACUUUGAAGCCUGCCUGGAGCUAGUUAAGAGCAAGGUCAUGCCUUUGGUCAAACCGAAGCCGUUUACACUCAAACAGCAUGCCGUGGCAGCAUUUAGCUACUACUUUGAGCGUGCCAUCGAAUCGGGACUGGUGGAUCCCACAGCUGGCGGAGAAACGACCGUGGAGGCCUAUCGCAAGAAGGCCCAAGAAAUCUGUGCCAUACCCAAUGAUGAGCAACCAUUCAUGUGCUUUGACCUGACCUUCAUAUCUGUGCUGUUACGUGAAGGAUUCGGCCUAAAUGAUGGCAAGAAAGUUAAGCUCUACAAGAAGAUCGAUGGCCAUGAAAUCUCUUGGGCCUUGGGCUGUGCCUAUAAUGUCUUAACCAGCGAUGAGAAAUUCAAUAAUUCCUAGUUCUCUUCUUCACUUAGUCUGUAGAUAUAUAUAUAUCUAUUAUAUAUAUAUAUAUAUAGCUGAAAUUGUUUAUGGAGUGCCUUAGACGUGCAUCGAAGUAUACUAUACACACACACACUCACACACAGACAUUUACUCAACUUAUAGUCUAUAUAGUCUAUAUCUGCUAGCCAGUUAAAAUAUUUAUGCGCUAUGAAUUCAUUUCAAUUGCCUUUAAUUGAAAGCGCAAAUUCAUUUAGAUAUAUAUUGUGUAGAGGCCGCACUUGACUUUGUUUAUAGUUUUCUUUUCUAAUUCCGUUUUUUUGGUGUGAUUGUCUUCAUUUUGUAUGUAAAUUAACUACGCCACGAUAACUCGUAACAUCCUCCUAGGUUUUAGACUCAAA